This is a messenger RNA of Copidosoma floridanum, 396 nucleotides long. RefSeq lists its product as uncharacterized. NCBI's taxonomy places the organism in Eukaryota, Metazoa, Arthropoda, Insecta, Hymenoptera, Encyrtidae. The record is from RefSeq and is a predicted model, not a curated record.
AUGGCGCCAGCUGACGUGACUUUGCACAAUGUUGCACGAGCACGAGAAAACAUAAAGCAACGAUAUGAUAGGCAUAUUUAUAAUAAUCCAAAGUACUACGUUGGAGAUUUAGUUUGUAUUAGUAAGACGAGAAGUGUCUUUGCCAAAGGUUAUGAAAGCGGUUGGACGUUAGAGCUGUUUAGAAUCGUACGUAUCUCUUGCACGUGCCAACCUCCAAUUUAUUUUCUCAGAGAUUUGGCUGACAAAGACAUUGACGGUUUCUUUUACGAGGAAGAGUUAAGCAGAGUACGAAAGGAACUGAGCAAGAGCUUCUUCGAGGUUGACAAGAUAUUGGAAAGUCGAAGUAAAGGACGUUCUAAAGAACUUUUCGUCAGCUGGAAGGGAUAUCCUGAAUAA